AUGGAGCAGUCAUUCGACCUCCCCGAUUCCACCGACUGGCUGGGCACGCCACUUUCCCUACUAGCGCCUCUAGAGUCCUCACUCCGCUGUCAAGUGUGCAAGGACUUCUUCGACACACCAGUGAUCACGUCGUGCAGUCAUACAUUUUGCUCACUAUGUAUUCGCCGCUGCCUUAGCACUGAGGGCAAAUGCCCUACGUGUCGUUCGGGUGACCAGGAGCUCAAGCUUCGCCGCAACUGGCUUGUGCAGGAAAUCCUCGAGGCGUUCAAGAAUGCGAGGGAGAGCGCGCUCACACUUGCGAAGAAGGAGGCGGCGCGGAUCGCUGCUGGAGACAAUGGAGCUCCAGAAACUGUUCCGAAGAAGCGGAAGGUUAGCCAGGUGGACAAUACUGAGGCGACCGAUAUAGUCCAGGGCAGUCCGCAACGCGUCCGUACAAGGUCAAGGUCGCAAAUGGCCCAGGCGCAAGCGCAAACCGAUGGACAAGAUCGCAGCCGGCCCUCGUCGUUCCAAGAGGUGAUUGAAGACAGUCAGGACGAGGAUUUUAUUCCAGAUGACGGCAUGGUAGCUUGUCCCAUUUGUAAUCGCAGGAUGAAGAACGAGGCUGUCUUUGCGCAUCUUGAUAAGUGCACUGGUGACCCAGGACCAGCUACAAGACCAGCUAAAAAUCCAGUUCCGGCAAAGCAAUCGUCAUUCGGAUUACUACAAGUCCAAUCGCGCCAACCCCCAAUAUCCCCUUCGAAGCCACUCGACAGACUCCCUGCGAUGAACUACUCUCUCCUGAAAGAUAUUCAACUGCGCAAGAAAUUCCGAGACCUGGGUAUUCCUGACUGGGGCCCGCGGCAGCUCUUGCAGAGGCGUCACACUGAGUGGAUGAACUUAUGGAAUGCAAACUGCGAUUCCACGUUCCCCAAAACCAAGAAAGAUUUGCUGCGUGAGCUUGAUAUCUGGGAAAGGACACAAGGUGGAUUUGCACCCACUCAGUCAUCACUUAUGCCGACCAACACAGUGAUGGCCAAGGACUUUGACGCAGCUCAAUGGUCUGUAAACCAUGAGACUGACUUCAAGCGUUUGAUUGCAAAUGCUCGUAAGAAGAGUGAUGACCAGGUGAGAUCAACCAUUCCAGGCGCUGCGCAGAGCUCCGUGUCGAAUACCGCGGGGGUAGACAAUUCCGCUCAGCCAGCGAGCGGGGUUGAAAGGAGCGCUCCGAUCGAGAUCAAUUCAGACUCCCCAGCUCCAGGGGACAUUUCUCGGUGA
Molecule: messenger RNA, 1254 nt
Organism: Penicillium subrubescens
Lineage: Eukaryota; Fungi; Ascomycota; Eurotiomycetes; Eurotiales; Aspergillaceae
Gene: rad18
Product: E3 ubiquitin-protein ligase RAD18
Exons: 3
Coding region: 1-1254 (417 amino acids)
Biological process (GO): protein monoubiquitination; DNA damage tolerance
Cellular component (GO): Rad6-Rad18 complex; nucleus
Molecular function (GO): single-stranded DNA binding; ubiquitin protein ligase activity
Source: RefSeq, a predicted model, not a curated record